Messenger RNA from Lodderomyces beijingensis, 2130 nucleotides. The record is from the annotation of a GenBank genome assembly. Lineage: Eukaryota; Fungi; Ascomycota; Pichiomycetes; Serinales; Debaryomycetaceae.
AUGGUGUCUACAGCAAAGAAUGUUAGUUUGAGCCAAGGGCCAGACCCAAGGACUUCGAUCCAGAAGGAGAGAGCCGAGCAAAAGUUCAACCCCCAGGAGUUGCAGUAUUUCUUGGAGGGCUCUAAAGAGCGAGCAGAGUUGAUCAAGGCUUUGACCCAGCAGAUGGAAAGAGACCCCGUUCUUUGGACCGACGGCUCCUACUAUGACUUGAGCAAGGAGCAGAUUAGAGAGUUUACUGCAUUAAAGAUCAACCGAAUCUCGAGAUACUUGGAAACAGACUCGAUUGAUGUCUUCAACAGAAGAUUGUCCUUGGUUGGUGUCUUUGACCCUGCAGUUAGUACCAGAAUUGGUGUCAAUUUGGGUUUGUUUAUCUCUUGUGUUCGAGGCAAUGGUACUUAUGAGCAAUUGAAGUACUGGGCCUUGGACAAGGAGACUGCCCAGAUUAAAGGCAUCUAUGGCUGUUUUGGUAUGACUGAGUUGGCCCACGGCUCCAAUGUUGCCGGCAUCGAGACUACUGCUACUUUUGAUAGGGAAAAUGACGAAUUUAUCAUCAAUACUCCCCACAUCGGUGCUACCAAGUGGUGGAUUGGCGGUGCCGCCCACUCGGCAACACACUGUGCCACUUAUGCUAGAUUGAUUGUUGACGGUGAAGAUUAUGGUGUCAAGACCUUUGUUGUGCCAUUGAGAGACUCGAACCACGACAUUAUGCCCGGUAUCACUGUUGGUGACAUUGGGGCCAAGAUGGGUAGAGAUGGUAUCGAUAACGGCUGGAUCCAAUACUCUUCGGUGCGUAUUCCACGAUUCUUUAUGUUGCAAAGAUUUUGCAAAGUUGACAGAAAUGGUGAAGUCAUUUUGCCACCAUUGGAGCAAUUGUCCUACUCGGCCUUGUUGGGUGGAAGAGUCAUGAUGGUUUCGGACUCGUAUAGAAUGUUGGCUAGAGUCUCGACCAUUGCCUUGAGAUAUGCCAUUGGCAGAAGACAAUUUAGAGGCGACGAUGUCGACCCUGACGAUGAAGAAGCUUUGGAGACACAAUUGUUGAACUAUCCAUUGCACCAAAAGAGAUUAUUUCCAUACUUGGCUGCUGCAUACGUUGUCUCGGCUGGUGCCUUGAAGAUUGAAAAGAAUAUCGAAGAAGUUUUGGCUGAGUUGGACGAUGCCGUUGACGACAAUGACGAUGCCGGAAUCAUGAAGGCCAUUGACGCUAUGAAGUCGUUGUUUAUCGACUCUGGUUCAUUGAAGUCGACUUGUACCUGGUUGGCUGCCGAAGGUAUCGACCAGUGCAGACAAGCUUGUGGUGGCCACGGUUACUCUGCCUACAAUGGAUUUGGUAAAGCCUACAAUGACUGGGUUGUCCAAUGUACUUGGGAAGGUGACAAUAACGUUUUGGGAAUAAAUAUCGGUAAGCCAUUGGUUAAACACGUUAUCGCUAUUGAAGACGAUGGUAAAAUUGUCAAGGGAUCUUCGGAUUUCUUGAACCAGUUGAAGGAAUACACUGGUAAAGGUGCCGACAAGGUUGUCUUGAAUGAUGCUUCCGACAUUGAAGAUGUCAAGAAGGUUAUCAAGGCUAUUGAAGUUGCCAUCAUCAGAGCUUGUUACGAAUCCGGUAAAGUUGUUAGAGAAAAGGGAUUUGACUUUGUUGGUGCCGAAUUGGUUAUCAUUUCAAAACUCAAGGCCCACCACUACUUGUUGUCUGAGUUUGUUAGAAGAGUUGACGAAUUUGACCAAGCAGACAAGAAGCCAUUUUUGUACACCUUGGCCACCUUGUACGGUGCCACCAUUGUGUUGGACAAGUACAAUGGUGUCUUUUUGGCCUUUGGCGUUCUUUCGACAAAGGGUGCCUCCGACUUGGCUAGCAAAGUUAUUCCAAAAGUGUGCGCUGAAGUGCGUCCAAAUGUUGUUGGCUUGACCGAUGCAUUCCAGCAAUCUGAUAUGAUGAUUAAUGCCCCAAUUGGUAGAUUUGACGGUGACAUUUACGAAAACUACUUUGACUUGGUCAAGAUUUUGAACCCACCAGCCAAGACCAAGGCUCCAUACUCUGCAGCACUCGAAGCUAUGUUGAACAGACCUUCCUUGUCUGAGAGAGAGAGAUUUGAAAAGAGUCUUGAGACUGGUGAAAUUUUAUCUAAGUAG